Molecule: messenger RNA, 1030 nt
Organism: Bufo bufo (common toad)
Lineage: Eukaryota; Metazoa; Chordata; Amphibia; Anura; Bufonidae
Product: NXPE family member 4-like
Exons: 4
Coding region: 211-1029 (272 amino acids)
Source: RefSeq, a predicted model, not a curated record
AAACAUUCCUGCACAUGAGUUCUACAGACGUACACAACAGAGCUACAUGGCAAUUAUACAAGCAAAGUUCACAAAGAUGUCUUUUUUAUAAAAAAAAAAGAUAAAGAAACACUCCAAAAAAAAGUAGGACUGUGUAGAAAACUGCACAUUAAUGUCAUCUUUCAAUCAUUGAUGAACUGAAACUUUGCUGUGGGACAGAAUUCUUCCAAUAUGACAGCCAAUCCAAAGGUGAUGUCUGAUAAUUGGAAGCAUAAGCUCUUUCUGGCUAUUACAUUCCUAACCAUCAUGUUCAUAAGUGUCUUAACACAUCGCCAUUUCACACAGGUAUCACCUGCAAAAGAUUGCUUAUCUGAAUCGACCGCAAAACCAGAUGUAAAGUCCAUUAAAACUAUUACCCUAUUUGAAGAUGAGCUUCUUAUCCUCAACAAGGUAUCUCAAAUGAUCCAUACGGUGACCCUGAACCAUACAAAUUUUGCAUCAAGUGCUAAGAUGAGCAGAGCCACUAUUAUAAACCCAAGAAAGAAGUACUGCACUGGAGACAAUUUAAUUAUCCAAAUUGAUAUGUUUGAUUACUUGGGUAAUAGAAAGACAUAUGGAUGUGACUUUAUAAGACCUAGAAUAUUUAACUCCAAGAUGAAUGCCGGAGCGUCAGGAGUGGUUGAAGACUUUAACAAUGGAACAUAUCACAUCCACUUUACUUUAUUUUGGGAAGGAAAAGUCUAUAUUUCUUUGAUACUUUACCAUUCUAGUGAGGCGGUUUCAGCUUUAUGGAGAACCAGGGACAACAACUAUGACUUUAUAAACUUCUUAGGAAUAUUUGUGAACAGAAGCCAGUCUGUUAAAAGUAAAUGUGGGUUCAAGCUAGACUCUGCAAAAGAAGUAUGUGAAUAUGGAUCCAUAAAAGACUCUGAGUCAUUUUAUUGCUACAAACAGGACAAUUUCCACUGUGGUUCUUUUAGUUUUCUCCAGUCUUCCAACAGCGACACUAGCUUCCUUAGUAACAUGGAGAAGCCAUUGUUUGACAGGUAAA